CAUGGUUGAUUGUUGACUCCAAUGUUUACUUUGUUCCAUCUUUAUGGUUUAAUCCAACUUUCCAAACCGAACUAACGAAGCUGUUUCCGCAAAAAGAAACCGUCUUUCACCACUUGGCUCGGUAUCUUUCAUAUCGUCACUUGGUACUACCAUGAUCACUUAUCCAAAGCAGAUGAGAGACUCGGGAUUCAAAUUCGAGUUUUUUUGCGAUCAAGGUGGAUACUACCAACACGUCAUGGACCAUCUCAUAUCCUGCACACAAAGACAGGAAACUCCUGUCAAUAUAUCGAACAUCCCAAAAUGUAAAGCUGUUCUUGUCACUUCUUUGACAGGAGAAAUUAUAAAAGCUCAAGGUCGACAUUUGGAUAUGCUUCUUAUAGUCUUCGAGGAUUAA
Arabidopsis thaliana (thale cress) is the source of this 394-nucleotide messenger RNA. RefSeq names its product fucosyltransferase. The record is from RefSeq and is marked reviewed. The transcript has a single exon. Bases 152 to 394 code for a protein of 80 amino acids. NCBI's taxonomy places the organism in Eukaryota, Viridiplantae, Streptophyta, Magnoliopsida, Brassicales, Brassicaceae.